GGAGAACUUCACUCAGACCUGCUUUUGCUUUUGAAACGGCGCAAGUAAAACGGCUAAACGCCGACGACGACGCUGUCGUUCUUGAGAGGUUUUUUCGUUAAAAGAAAUACUUGAACUCGAGUGCUAUUAUCUGGAUCAAUGCGAUCCUUCUUUUCACUGUGAUCAUCAAGCAUUCGUCAGCUCUUCGAGAGCGAAAGAGUUAAAGUUUGUGCGAGUGUCUAGAGCAGUGGAAUAUUUUUUUAUUUCAUCUUUUUAGCUAACCUUUAAAUUAAUUUUUAAAAAUAAUUAUAUUUACGAAUUAUUUAUAAGGGUCAGUCCUGAAAACAUAACAGAGAAGACGUGCAUCUCAAACUGGAAAAAAUUGGGCAAUACAUCUAAACGUCAGCUCCAUAUCAAUUAAAAGCUGACUGACUGCAAAACAUUGUAAAGGAUCUAGAGAAUUGUAGACUCCAGACUGGAUUCUAUGCGCACGCAGGAAUAACACGCGCACACGCCUUACAAACACCGGCAGAAUCUGGGUAAAAAAUAAAAGCCCAUAGUCGACUGCUUAGUCCCAGUGGAUCAACUUUUCUCCCCACUUAAUUCCAGCUCAUCGUCAUCACCACUGUCUCCUACCUCGUGUUCCACGCCGGCCGAUAAAAUGAAUGAGAAUGAUAAGUCAGUCAAGAGUGAGAACUCCCAGGCGGAGGAAGAAGAAAUGUUUGAGCGGGAGCUCGCUGAAGAUGCUGAGUGGAAAAGGAUACAGCAAAAUACAUUCACGAGAUGGGCUAAUAAACACCUCAAGGCAAUCAACAAGUAUAUCAAUGAUUUGGAGUGUGAUUUGUCUGAUGGAUUAAACUUAGUGAGUUUAAUUGAAGUUCUAUCACAAAAACGUCUUCCAAAACACAACAAAAAGCCCAACUUUCGAUCACAAAAAUUAGAAAAUGUGGCUGUGGCAUUACAAUUCCUUGAACGCGAAGGCAUACGAAUUGUUAAUAUUGAUUCCUCAGACAUCGUCGACUGCAAGUUGAAACUCAUACUUGGUUUAAUAUGGACCCUCAUUCUCCAUUACUCAAUAUCCAUGCCAAUGUGGAACUCCGAAAACGACGAAGAGAAAAAUGCCACUCCAAAACAGAGAUUGAUGCAUUGGAUCCAAUCAAAAUUACCUGAACUGCCUAUUAAUAAUUUUACGUCCGAUUGGAAUGAUGGAAGAGCUGUUGGUGCUUUGGUGGAUGCUAUCGCACCAGGGUUAUGUCCAGAUUGGCAAGAUUGGAACCCCAAGGAUGCAGUUCAGAAUGCUUCUGAGGCCAUGGGUCUUGCUGAUGAUUGGCUUAACGUGCCACAGUUGAUCAGUCCUGAGGAAAUGGUAAAUCCAAAUGUUGAUGAAUUAUCAAUGAUGACCUACUUAUCACAGUAUCCAAAUGCUCAAUUGAAACCUGGUGCACCAUUGCGCCCAAAAACCAAUCCCAACAGAGUUCGUGCUUAUGGACCUGGCAUUGAACCAAAAGGUCCCAUCGUUAAUGCACCUGCUAAUUUCACCGUUGAAACUUUCUCUGCUGGAAAAGGAGAUGUAGAAGUCAUUGUUGAUGAUCCUAAAGCUCAAAAAUUACCAGUAGACAUUCGAUUCAAUAAUGACAGAAAUCUUACAUAUUCAGUUUCUUACACACCUAAAACUGAAGGACCGCAUAAAGUAAGAGUUCUCUACGCUGGACGUGAAAUCCCAAAGAGUCCAUACACUGUUAUGGUUGAUGGAAAACCAGGUGAUCCCAGUAAAGUUACUGCAAGUGGACCUGGUCUUCAACCUGACGGUGUCAUUGUCAAUCGACCGACUUACUUUGAUAUUUUCUGCAAUGAUGCUGGCCGUGGAGUGCCAGAAGUAAUAAUUUUGGAUCCGCAGAGUAACAAAACAACAGUACCAGUGAAACUUCGUCAAACCUCUCCCAAUGUUUGGAGAUGUGAAUAUUCAUCACCGAUAAUCGGCUUACACUCAGUCAAUAUUUUCUUUGCGGGAAAAUUGAUUCCCAAAAGCCCAAUGGGAGUAAAUAUUGCACCAGUAUCAGAUGCAAAAAAAUGUCGAGCAUAUGGUCGAGGUCUUUUACCCAACGGUGUUCGAGUUAAAGAUGUAGCAGAUUUCGUAGUUAUCACCAAGGACGCUGGUGAAGGAGUGCCUGAAGUUCGAUGUAUUGGUCCUGGUGGUGUUAGUUUGCCAAUUACAAUCAAUAAAGUUGAUGCAAAUAAUUACAAAUGUUUCUAUGUACCGGAAAAAGACGGUAGACAUGUCAUUAUGAUCACAUAUGGUGGAAAAGAAAUUCCUAAAUCUCCAUUUGAAGUAAAUGUUGGACCUUACAAGGAGUCUUCAAUUAGAGUUUUUGGUCCUGGACUUUAUGGAGGAAUGGUUAAUCAUCCAGCAAGAUUUACUGUCGACACUAAUGGAGAAACUGGAGCUUUAGGCUUUUCAAUUGAAGGACCAUCUAAAGCUAAAAUUGAUUGUCAUGAUAAUGGAGAUGGAACUGCUGACGUGACAUAUUUACCAACCGCACCAGGCUUUUAUGCUGUUCACAUUCUUUGUGACAAUGAAGAUAUUCCUAAGAGUCCGUAUCUCGCUACAAUUCAACCUGAAGCUGACUUUCGUCCAGAUCAAGUUGAGGUUCAUGGACCUGGAAUUCAACCAGAAGGUGUUGCUCGAGACAAACCUACGCAUUUUACUGUAGAUUCUAGAAAAGCUGGACAGGCUCCACUAACAGUUGCAAUUCAAGAUGCUCUGGGAAGAGAAGUACCAGUGAAACUGGACAACAAGCAUGACGGGACAGUUCAAGCACAUUACGUGCCAACAUCUGGUUCUCAGCACGUAAUCAUGGUAAAUUAUGGUGGAGUUGCAACCAAAAAAUCUCCAUAUCGUGUGAAAGUUGCUUCACCACUGAACCCAGCUAUGGUAGCAGCCUUCGGACCAGGUCUAGAAAAAGGAAUAAAAUCCAACACUCCAACUCAUUUCAAUAUUGAUUGUCGUGAAGCAGGAAAUGGAAAUCUAGAUGUAUCAAUGAAAAAUCCUGAUGGCCAUGACGUUCCUAUUUCUCUCACAGACAAUGAGGAUGGAACUUAUACUGUUGAUUAUGUUGCACCUCAACCAGGAACAUACACCGUUAAUCUUAAUUACGGCGGCCUUAAAGUACCUCAGUGCCCGAUUAAAGUUAACGUUCAACCACAUGUUGAUGUAUCAAAGAUCAAGGUCGAUGGACUUGAAACUACUGCUCCAGUCAACAGCCUGCAACAAUUUCGUGUGAUAACUCAGGAUGCAGGCAAAGCAGCAGACCUUCAAGUGGCAAUAACAGCACCUUCAGGAAAUCGAGUCAAAGCUCAGAUCAUUCCUACCCAUGAUGGAUAUCUUGUCAACUUCACACCUACGGAAUUGGGCGAAUAUUUACUAGGAAUCUGCUUUGGAGGAGAACCGAUUUCGGCACAUCCUUACCGUUUUAACUGCGUUCAUGGCAGUGAUUCAUCUAAAGUUCGAGCAUCUGGACCUGGACUUCAUCAAGGAUUAGUUUCUCGACCUGCAGAAUUCGUCAUAGAUACACGUGGAGCUGGUCAAGGUGGUCUAGGUGUAACUGUUGAAGGUCCCUGCGAGGCAGCUAUCAAUUGCCGUGAUAAUGGUGAUGGAACUUGUUCGGUUGCUUACUUACCAACUGAACCUGGUGACUAUAUCAUCAAUAUCACCUUUAACGACCGUCACAUUCCUGGAUCUCCUUUUCAAGCUAUCAUCAAUCCGGUUGCAGACCUCUCCAAGAUCAAGGUCUCCGGAAAUGGCAUUCAUCCCUACGGCGUCGGAGUUAAUAUCCCCACGGAAUUCACUAUUGACACCAGAGCUAUUCCCAGAACUAUAGGGGACGAGAAUAAAAUAACCUGCUCAAUCAAAGGCCCAAGUGGAUCCAAAACUGAAAAAACUGUAACACCAUUGAAUGAUGGAACGUAUCGUGUAAAUUACACUCCUUUUGAAGAAGGGCGUCAUACGAUUGAUAUUUUGUAUGACAAUGUUCCAAUACCGGGUUCACCAUUUUCAGUAACUGUCAAAAGAAUAUGUGAUCCUAGUAAAUGUAAGGCUUAUGGUCCUGGUUUGGAAAAAGCCUAUGUUAACAAACUGAAUAAGUUCACAGUAGAAACUAUUGAUGCUGGAAAUGGAGGUCUCGGCUUGGCAAUCGAGGGUCCAAGUGAAGCCCAAAUGACCUGUAAAGAUAAUUACGAUGGAUCAUGCAGUGUCGAGUAUAUAACAACUGAGCCUGGCGAUUACGAUGUUGCUAUCAAGUUCGGAGACAAACAUAUUCCUGGAUCUCCAUUCAAAGUGUUAGUAGAAGAUGCUGUAGAUGCAUCAGACGUAAGAGCUUACGGUUCAGGGCUAGAACCUGAGUUAAUUCGUGAUGCAGUACCUGCUCAAUUUGUGGUAGACACGACUAAAUGUGCUCCAGCUCAAUUAGAUAUCAAACUCAAGACUGAUAAAGGUCAAAUACAGAAACCCGAUAUAAAAAGCCGUGGUAAUGGGAUUUAUGAAGUAACUUACUUACCUCCAGCAGCAGGAAGUAAUAUUGAGCUUGGAGUUACUUAUGGCAAUCAAGACAUUCCUGGAAGUCCUUUUAAAUUCAAGGUUUAUCCAACUGUUGAACCCAAUAAAGUUGUACUUUCUGGACCUGGAGUAUCAUCGGUUUGCACUGCUUCCUUCCCUGUAGACUUUGUAGUUGAUACAUCGAAAGCUGGUUAUGGAGAUCUUGAAGUUCUUGUUCUUGGACCUGAUGCAGUACCUCGCAAAGUUACACUCCAAAAUAUCGGGGAUGGUUUAUAUAAGGCAACAUAUUUGCCAGAUGACUGUGGAAGGUAUAAAGUUAAUGUUAAAUAUGGAGGUGUAGAAGUUCCUGGAAGUCCUGUGACUGUACAAAGUGUAUCAACUGGAAAAGCUGACCAAUGUAAGAUCAAAGAAGGAGUUCAACAGACUUUAGCUCAGGGUGAAGAGUACUGUAUCACUGUUGAUACGGAAAAUGCAGGACGGGGAGCAGUUACUUGUCGGAUUCGAUCGACAUCUGGAAGUGAGGUUGUGGACAUUGAUAUUGAAGAUAAUGGUGACGGAACUGUGAAUAUUUAUUACACUGUUCAGGAUGCAGGAGAAUAUACUCUUAGUAUCAAGUUCGGUGGACAACCAGUGCCAAAUGGCUUCUACACAUUCACGGCAUCCGAAGAAUAUCGUGAACAAAGUACUCACAAAACUUCAAGAGGCAAACGAUCUCAUAAACGACAGGAAGAACGUGUGAUUGAACAGCACAGCUCGAGUAUCCAGGAACGAUUUACAUCAAGACGCAGUACAAGUCAACACGACAGUUCAACACAGUUUAAUUCUGUCCGUCUUAAUAGCAUUCCUUUGCCAUCAACUGACGGCACAGUCACAUCUGAAGUAAAGAUGCCGAGUGGAAACGUUGACAAACCUGUGAUUGAAGAUAAUCAUGAUGGAACAGUUUCGAUAAAAUAUGAUCCAAGAGAAGAAGGUUUACAUGAGCUUGCAGUUAAAUUCAAUGGAGAACAUGUUCAUGGCUCGCCAUUCAAGUUCCACGUCGACUCCCUCUCAAGUGGCUACGUAACAGCUUACGGCCCCGGUCUUAUUUACGGAGUGUGCGGAGAGCCUGCUAAUUUUACUAUUUCAACAAAGGGUGCAGGAGCUGGAGGACUAUCUCUAGCUGUUGAAGGACCCAGUAAAGCUGAAAUAUCCUGUCAUGAUAAUAAAGAUGGCACAGUUUCUGUUUCUUACCUUCCAACUGCUCCAGGCGAAUAUAAAAUCUCUGUUAAAUUUGGUGACAAACCAAUUAAAGGCAGUCCGUAUGUCGCAAAAAUCACUGGUGAGGGUCGAAAGAGAAACCAAAUCUCUGUAGGUUCAUCAAGUGAAGUUCAAUUACCAGGCAAAGUAACUGACCAAGAUAUCCGCUCACUAAAUGCCUCAAUCACCGCGCCAAGUGGUCUGGAGGAGCCUUGCUUCUUGAAAAGACUUCCAAGUGGUAACAUAUGUGUUUCAUUCACUCCCCGUGAGCCUGGUGAACAUGCUGUAUCCGUGAAACGAAUGGGCAAGCACAUUACCAAUUCCCCAUAUAAAAUUGACGUCAAGGAUCGUGAAGUAGGUGAUGCCAAGAAGGUUAAAGUCAGUGGACCAGCAUUAAAAGAAGGAAAAACUCAUGUAGAGAAUGCAUUCACCAUCGACACACGUAAUGCAGGUUUUGGAGGCUUGUCUUUGUCAAUGGAAGGUCCAAGUAAAGCUGAAAUUCAAUGCAAGGACAACGCUGAUGGCACUUUAAAUGUUUCUUACAAACCCACCGAGCCAGGAUAUUACAUAAUGAAUCUCAAGUUUGCUGAUCAUCAUGUUGAUGGUUCUCCAUUCACUGUUAAAGUUUCUGGAGAAGGAAGCAACCGACAAAGAGAGAAAAUCCAACGGCAAAGAGAAGCUGUUCCAAUUACUGAAGUCGGUAGUCAAUGUAAACUUACGUUCAAAAUGCCUGGAAUUACGUCUUUUGAUUUAUCUGCCACUGUUACGUCUCCCGGAGGUGUUACUGAAGAUGCUGAAAUCAAAGAAGUUGAAGAUGGUCUUUAUGCUGUCGCAUUUGUUCCCAAAGAACUUGGAGUCCAUACUGUAUCAGUUCGCUACAAGGAGAUGCAUAUCCCUGGAUCACCAUUCCAAUUUACUGUUGGACCUCUAAAAGAUGGUGGAGCUCACAGAGUCCAUGCUGGUGGUCCAGGUCUGGAGAGAGGAGAACAAGGAGAACCUUGCGAGUUUAAUAUCUGGACUCGCGAAGCUGGAGCUGGUACAUUGGCUAUAUCUGUUGAAGGUCCUAGCAAAGCUCACAUUGAUUUCAAGGAUCGCAAAGACGGAAGCUGUUACGUCAGCUAUCGCGUUUCUGAACCAGGUGAUUACAGAGUGGGAAUCAAAUUUAACGACCAACAUAUUCCUGACUCUCCGCACAAAGUUUACAUUUCACCAGCAGUAGGCGAUGCUCACAAACUUGAAGUGGCUCAGUUCCCAGAGCAUGGUGUUCAACCUGACAAUCCAGCAACGUUCCUUGUACGUAAUAAUGGUGCUCGAGGACAUCUUGAUGGCAAGAUUGUUUCACCCAGUGGAGUUGAAGAUGAUUGCUUUAUCCAAGCUAUCGAUUCCGAAGAAUACUCAGUAAGAUUUAUGCCACGUGAAAAUGGAAUUCACAACAUUCAUCUUAAGUUCAAUGGAGUACACAUUAAUGGAAGUCCAUUCCGAGUUAAAGUUGGUAAAGUAGAUGCUGAUCCAGCGGCUAUUCAAGCAUAUGGAAAUGGUCUGAAGGAGAUUAAGACAGGACAGAAGACAGAUUUCAUUGUUGACACCUGCAAUGCUGGUCAUGGCGCGCUUGCUGUCACUGUUGAUGGUCCUAGCAAGGUUGCUAUGGACUGUACUGAAGUUGAAGAGGGAUAUAAAGUUAGAUACACUCCAUUGGUCCCUGGAGAUUAUUAUAUUAGCAUCAAGUAUAAUGGAUACCACAUUGCUGGCUCACCCUUCAAAGUUCAUUGUACUGGUACCGACUUGGCUGAAAGAGGAGCUCAGGAAACAAGUUCAAUUGUAGUAGAAACAGUACAAAAAUUAUCAAAAUCUAAACAAACUGGACCUGUGUUGCCGCGUUUCAAAUCUGAUGCCAGUAAAGUCACUAGCAAAGGAAUGGGAUUGAAGAAGGCAUACUUGGGAAAACAAAAUCAAUUCAAUGUUAAUGCUGGUGAUGCAGGAAAUAACAUUCUUUACGUUGGUAUGUAUGGACCCAAAGGGCCUUGCGAUGAAGUUUAUGUAAAACAUACUGGUCGUAAUAACUACAACGUAAGCUACCUUGUUCGUGAAAGAGGAGAGUACAUUGUCAUCGUUAAGUGGGGUGAUGAUCAUAUUCCUGGAUCACCAUUUAAAGUUGAUGUAUAAUUAAGGAAUAAAUAUUGAUAUUUUGAUGAUAUAAAUUAAUUAAUAAUUAAAAAGCAUUGAGUAAUGCCAUAUGUAGAUAAAAUAUAAAAUCAACUCGUCCAAAAGCAUAUUUUUAGUGCAAUAUCAAAACUUAAACUACAAAAGUGUCAGGAAUUGAAAAUUAUUUUUGAAUUCAUAAAUUGUUUAUGUAUGUUUUUUUUCGUUCAUCACUUAUUUUUUGCAAUAAUUUAACUAAAGUGACUCAGUGCUACUUUUAAUGUUAUAAUCAUGGUUAUGAUUAAUCUUACUUUUAUUAAUAUAAUUACUAUCAAAUUGUAAGCUUAGAUCAUUAAUUCUUUAUCAAUUCAACUACUGAAUAAUUUAUAUAAAUCAUUGUUUUGUUUUUAUUAUUUUAUAUCGACAAUCAAGAUGAAUAAUUUAGUUGUUGAACACACAUAUUGGCAAUAAUUAUUUUCUUAUUCAACGUUUACAUGGUUUAACUGUUAAAAUUAUAAAUGAGAAAUUCAAAAAUGUCAAUUAAAAUGUAAAUGAUUAUUUUCCAUAUUAAAACCAAUGUGCCUUUGAAAUGUAGAAGAAUAUCAAAUUACGCAGCUAUAAUCAUCACCACAAUAAUUAUGAUGAUUAUUGAUAUUACAUUACAUCGAAUCAAUUGUUUAGCAUUGUAAUUGUAAACAUCAUGUGUAUGUUAUUAUACAAUUAAUUAUAUACAUCUAAGAGAAUUAUAUUCGAUAAAUUUAUUGUCAUGAAAUAUAGUAAUAAAAAU
Messenger RNA from Chelonus insularis, 8693 nucleotides. It is a transcript of the gene cher, whose product is annotated as filamin-A. Bases 641 to 7930 code for a protein of 2429 amino acids. The record is from RefSeq and is a predicted model, not a curated record. Gene Ontology annotation, molecular function: actin filament binding. The transcript is spliced from 20 exons. Lineage: Eukaryota; Metazoa; Arthropoda; Insecta; Hymenoptera; Braconidae. Gene Ontology annotation, biological process: actin cytoskeleton organization.